This is a messenger RNA of Anopheles stephensi (Asian malaria mosquito), 1107 nucleotides long. RefSeq names its product protein IWS1 homolog. Gene Ontology annotation, biological process: poly(A)+ mRNA export from nucleus. Gene Ontology annotation, cellular component: nucleus. The record is from RefSeq and is a predicted model, not a curated record. NCBI's taxonomy places the organism in Eukaryota, Metazoa, Arthropoda, Insecta, Diptera, Culicidae. The coding region runs from base 1 to 1107 and encodes 368 amino acids. The transcript has a single exon.
AUGGAAACAGCCUGGUUCUGUGAGUCCGACGGGAAAACGCAGAUCGAGCAACUAAUGGCAUUAAAUGAUCUAAGCGAUGACGAUGAGGACAGCAACAUCCCGAACAAUACCGAUGCAGCCGAAAACGAAAAGAAGGAUCAGCAGAAACCCAUCCUGGAAAAUAGUGGCCACGAAGUGAACAACACGGAAGAUCGUCCGGUACGCGAAGAAUUUGUGUCCGAUUUCGAUACAAUAAGAGAGCGUAAACAGGCCGAACGGUCCCGGAGUCUCAAACGUAAGAAGGACCGUGACAGCAUCGAGAACGAUGAUCUAAUAGAGGAGCUACUGCAGCGGAUGCGGCAGGCGGCCAGCCAGGAUCGGCUGCUUAACGUAGCGGGCAAACCAGCCACGAAAAAGAUCGCCAUCCUCCACCAAGUCAUGCCGCAGUUGAUCAAGAAGGAUCUGCAGCACGAUUUGCUUUGCCACAACGUGCUGUGUGUGCUGACCGAUUGGAUCGCACCGCUACCGAACAGAGCGCUGCCCUGUCUGCAGAUCCGAGAGGGUGUCCUGAAGCUGUUGCUCAAUUUUCCCACCAUCGACAAGUGCUACCUGAAGCAGUCCGGCAUAGGCAAAGCGGUCAUGUAUCUGUACAAACAUCCGGACGAAACGAAAGUGAACCGGGACCGAGCGCACGUGCUGAUCACCGGUUGGUUUCGUUCGGUUUACAACAUCAGCACUAGCUUCAAUGGAAUGUCGCUGGAGGAACGGCGCCAGCAUGAUCUGCAGCAUUUGUCCUCCGCAUGCAGCAAGCCACCGGUUGCGGUUGUCGUUCAAUCCACUCCACCGGUCUGCCAGCCGGAUUUUUGGUUAUUCACGCCAAAGAAAGAUAUUAUCCGGCCGGGUGAUAAAGGGUGGUCCUAUCGGGCGCGUGUCCCGCGCCAAUCCGACAAGGUGUACAUCGUGCGACCGAAACCGAAAAUCGAAGUCAAUAUCGGCACCUAUAGGUCGAAGAAGCAGCUUAACCGAUACGAACUGUGCUGGAAGAGGUUUAACGAGAGCAAACGGCAAAGCAAGGCACGUCCGCUUGUAGAUCUUUCCAUUGAAGGAGCAAAAUUGCGGGACAAUUAA